Messenger RNA from Acanthoscelides obtectus, 321 nucleotides. Lineage: Eukaryota; Metazoa; Arthropoda; Insecta; Coleoptera; Chrysomelidae. The record is from the annotation of a GenBank genome assembly.
UUUUUAGAUAAGACGUCAAUGUGUCAUCCCAUCGAAGUCGAAGAGACUCCACAGAGUCGGAUCCAUGGCAAAUGUUGCGACCCAUCUGGAUGCAAAGAUCUCCUCUUAUUGUACCUGGGGCACUGUCAGCAGGGUUUGUAGCACCUAGCAUCACUCUUCCAGUUUUAACAACAUUCAGGCCCUCCCAUACCAUAGGAACAACUGGGCCUGAGGCCAUGUAUUUAACUAAGGCUGGGAAGAAUGGCUUAUCUGACAAGUCAGCAUAGUGCUUCUUCAGAAGGUCUUCAGUGGGCUGUAGAAAGAAAGAUUAUUUGUAUUAGC